Fusarium vanettenii 77-13-4 is the source of this 255-nucleotide messenger RNA. RefSeq lists its product as uncharacterized. Gene Ontology annotation, cellular component: cytoplasm. Gene Ontology annotation, molecular function: ubiquitin protein ligase binding. Gene Ontology annotation, biological process: proteasome-mediated ubiquitin-dependent protein catabolic process; regulation of proteolysis. Lineage: Eukaryota; Fungi; Ascomycota; Sordariomycetes; Hypocreales; Nectriaceae. The record is from RefSeq and is a predicted model, not a curated record. The transcript has 2 exons. The annotation marks the transcript as partial.
UAUUACAACACGGCCGCUCUUUCUGAUGUUUUGGUCGUCUGCGAUGAUCAAGAGUUCCAAGUUCACAGAGUGAUCUUGUCAGCCCACUCAAAGUACUUCACGGCUGAGCUAAAUGGCAGCUGGAAGGAAAGUUCCGAUAGGAAGAUUCAAAUCAAGGACUUUGACGUAAGCGUAGUGGAAGCGAUGCUGCGUUUUAUGUACUCGUUCGACUAUAGCAACAACACUGGUUCUUCCAUAAUGGUUUACGACGCCUAG